AUUUGGUAUUAAUUAGAAAAAGAACAACCUUCCUUUCCUAAAAAUAAUAAAUUAACAAAUCAAAUGAUACAAAAUCUUUAGAUGAAUUAAGGUCGAUGACUAUUCAUUCUAUUUGCCGUUCAUGAGUAAAAAUUGCUCGUUAAUUUGUACGUUUUCUUUUUCUACUUGAAAUAUUGUAGUCAUUUUUACAUAGUCAAGUUAGAUAAGUAAAUAUUGAAUUGAUUGGAUCAUUUUUUUUUAAUAAAAAUGUGUUUGGAAAUUAAUAUUCGAGCCACGAAAACUUGGUCUGUUUAUGUUUCAUAAAAUUAAGAAGAAGAAAAGUUUCUUCAAAUUUGCUUUGACAUAUUUUUAAUUAUAUUUACUGAUAAUUAUGUCAAUUCAAAAUAAGAAAAAGAAAGAAUAUUUUGUAAUCAAACCCUUCUAAUAAUCAAUUACCGGACAUUCAUUAAAAUAAUUAAGAGCGUAUUCAAUUUAAAAUAUAAGCAAAGUUUAUUUAAUUCUAAAUUAUAAAAGGAAAACUUAUGUAAAUCUCACAAGUUUUAAAGUUUAUUAUUUAGAUAUUUCGUAUCUUAUUAAAUUUUCAUUCCUUCAAAUAUGACCUAUACAUAUACACAGAGAGAGUUAGCAUCAAUUAACCAAAAAUUUUAUGCACAAUUUUUUGGUCAGAUUUAAAUUUUUGAUUUCUCAAAAAAUGAAAUAUGCUGUAUUAAUUGGGACAAAGUGAACAGUAAUUAGGAUCAUUAGGAUUUUGAGAGAGGAUCAUUAGGAUGUGAGAAAAGUAUUGAAACACACUGUGCAAAUUAUUAGUUUCCUCCUCAAACUAUUGAUAAUAUUAAAAAUAAUUUUUUACUGGACUAACUAAGUUUAGAUACAGAUCGGAGCAGUCAUAUGACAUAACAAGUGGUUUCAAACUCUUGUAACAGUAUGAGACUCUUAGUAAAAAUUCAAGAGAAGUGUUAAAAAUAUCCUAAACUUGACGAUAAUUUAGGAGAUAUGCUUAAUUUCAACUAGUCAAGUAAAAAAAUAUUUUUAAGAUUAUCAAUAGUUAAUGAAUGGAACUAAUAUUUUACGUCGAGUUAAAUAAUUUUUCAAUACUUUCUAUCUUAAAAACUAAUAUUAAUUUUUUCACGAGUGAUUUAACUAAUUUUUAAAGCUAUAUAUAUAUAUAUUUGGGUACAAUUAUAUUUGGCUCGGAAGUUAAAUAUAGUUAUCUAAGUUGCAAGUCUAUACAACCAAACACCGCUCCAAUUUUGCCUUAGAUCCAACCUGUAAAUUCAUUUUCCAUUUCCCCCUCCAACCUCGCCGGCGACGCCGUCUGUAUCCUCUUCUCCCAGCCACCACUCCGGCAAGUGAAAAGCGGAGAUGAAAGCAACACGUGGCUGCAGAUUCUCCUUCCACGUCACCGUCGUCGCUGCGGCAAUUGCUUACAUUUACUUCUCCACUGUAUUUGUAUUCAUUGAUCAGUGGUUGGGACUUUGGUCGUCUCCCGGUAUACUUAACGCCAUCCUGUUUUCCGUCGUUGCUCUCUUCUGCAUUUUGAGUUAUGCACUUGCAAUAUACACUGAUCCGGGUCGUGUUCCUAGCUCCUUCAUACCCGAUGUCGAAGACCCGGAGAAUACGGUUCAAGAGAUCAAGCGAAAGGGUGGGGAUAUGAGAUACUGCCAGAAGUGUUCCCUUUAUAAGCCUCCACGUGCCCAUCAUUGUCGUGUAUGUAAUAGAUGUGUACUGCGAAUGGAUCAUCAUUGUGUGUGGAUGAAUAAUUGUGUGGGCCAUGCAAACUACAAGAUCUUCUUCAUCUUCGUUUUAUACGCAGUUAUUGCUUGCAUAUAUUCCCUGGUUCUGCUUGUUGGUAGCAUAACUAUUGAUUCUCCAAAGCACGACCAGCAAAGUGAAGGUUCUUACAGAACAGUAUAUAUUCUUUCAGGGCUUCUACUGGUCCCACUAAGUUUGGCACUGGGUUUUUUUUUGGGUUGGCAUGUGCACCUGAUUUUGCAAAACAAGACAACUAUUGAGUACCAAGAAGGUGUCAGAGCUAUGUGGCUGGCUGAAAAGGGAGGUCAUGUGCAUUCACAUCCAUAUGAUCUUGGUGCAUAUGAGAAUUUGAUAUCAGUUCUAGGCCCAAAUGUAUGUUGCUGGGCGUGCCCCACAACAAGGCAUAUAGGUUCUGGCCUUCGAUAUCGGACACCAUUUGAGGGCUUUUCCUCGACAUCAAGAUAAACAUGUUACUGAAACACCCUGUGACAAGAUGUCAAUGUUUUAGUUGCCAAAGAAGCAGAGGAAGCCUUGUUCUGCUUUGGAAGUAGCAAGCUUAACAGUGUCAGCUGCUUGCCAUCAGCCAAGAUUAACAACAUGGAGGUGAUUUUUCAAUUUUUUGUUUUCUGUCAUUUCAGAGAUCUCCAAUCUGAGACACUAACAAAAAGGUAACGAGAGUUAUCGAAGAGGUUGUCAAUAGGAGAGAGUUGAUAGUUCCCAUUGUUCAUAGUUGGGAUUAUAAAGCUAGCGUACACCAUGUAAAAUAGAAAAGAACUUGCAUGUAGCUCAAACAGCUGUCUUCCUUCUUCCAGCAUAAUUGGUAAUGUUGACAAAAUGACAGGCCAUUGGUGAAUCCUUUUUCCUGAAACAAAUCAUAGCAACUUAGGGUGAAAGUUAAUUCAAAGUUUUUCAAUCUUGUCAAGGGUUAAAUCGGUUUGGCGUAGGGCGGUGUUUAAGAAUUUUUUUUCCUUAACCAUCUGGUAUUUGAUGCACUGACUCGAUUAAUCCAAAUUCAUGUAAGCCCAGCCUACCAAGGAAACAUUUUUAUAUUUUUAUUGGUCAAAUUUGAGACUUGUAAUUAAGAUAUUCCUUCUGUCUAUCUUCAAAAAUAAAAUUAGUAAUUCCUUCUG
Molecule: messenger RNA, 2882 nt
Organism: Solanum pennellii
Lineage: Eukaryota; Viridiplantae; Streptophyta; Magnoliopsida; Solanales; Solanaceae
Product: probable protein S-acyltransferase 16
Exons: 7
Coding region: 1363-2217 (284 amino acids)
Molecular function (GO): palmitoyltransferase activity
Source: RefSeq, a predicted model, not a curated record